CCGAGCAAGCUUGAGUAUUUCGUAUCCAUUUUGCAGCUUGAAAUUCGCGGUUCCUUGUAAUAAUUAUCGAUGGAACUCAUAUCUGGCGAAUUUUGAAGCACUCAUUGUAUUACUGGAGAAGAUCAGUUUGUAUCCCCUUGCUUGACGUUUUUAACCUACUUCUCCAAAAUGAAUGCGCGACAUGAACACUGCAUUUAUUAUUUAAUGCCUUUCUAAUGGUGCCGCGAAAAUUUUGUCGCUCGCGAAUAUUUGUUAGUUAGUUUUUCGCGUGUGAUUGUGCUGCAGGUGACGUAGACGUUAUCCUGUUCUAGUGAGUGAAGGAAAUAAGGUAUCCAGCGGGUUAAGUUCAUUAUUCACUCCAUGGAUGUGACAUUAAAUGAAAGUGUUUUUCAUCACGGUUUAGGUGCCUUCCUGUGGAGUACAAAAUAUUAGGUUUAAUUGUUUCAGGUGUGCAUAACCUUAUUUAGGUGUGUGAAUUAAUAAGAAAAACUAGGAGCAGAUUUAUGGUAGGACCAAGUGCUUGUUGUGACUAGUUGGAGAAGCGUGUGAAAGAACAAGGAGUUUUACGUUCUUACUUCCCUGACACGAUAGGUACCACAUAGCCGGACAAUGUGAGGAGUUGAUGCAUUGGACAUUCCGAUGCCCCUCCCUUCAGCAGCAGCCCCACGACCUGGAGGCGACACUGGUAUUUCCUGUGAGAACGCUGAAGAAGCGGAAGGUACUACCGCCGACGUCGCACAGUCGUGGUCGGCGGUACUGAAUAUACCAGCAGCACUGCGGAGACGACUCUGCAAGCUGCCACCCUUCGUAACCCACCUCAAGAUUAUGCCUACCGGUGAAGUAGCGUCAUCACCAUCUCCAUCACUUUCAUCCUCGUGUUCAUCUUCAUCCACGUCUUCUCGUCGGACUACACUGAACCGGCUCAAUCCUGUGAUAAACCAGUUUACUAGAUGAUACCACGAGUGAUCGAACCUUUGUUGUACCCACCAUGAACGAUACGAUGGAUACAACACUUACUGGCAGCAGUGUGUCAGUGAAUAAUCCUUUACACCACUCACCACCUGCCCCUCACUGGGGGGCACCGGGGGGUGGUGUUGGGAGCCCCCGCUUCAAUAAUUCUCAUCACCAGCAACAUUCCCAGACUCCCACCGGUUCUUCUGCCGCCUUCGUCUCUGGGAAGACGAAGUCAUCGAUGACAGCUGUGACGUCAUCGGCGGUUGGAGGUGACGCAUUAGCUAACACUGUGAUGGAACAGUUGAGGCCCCCGGAUACCGGGGGUAGUGAUAGUGUAGGACACUCCAGUGUUGCAUCAUCUUCUAUACCUUCGUGUAAUAAAGGCGAUUCGAGUGGAUGUGGUAGUAGACGACCGCCUACUUCGUCAGUGGUAACUGCGUCUUCGGGAGCUGUUACUGUCAUCAGUGUCCAGCAUGGGGGGACUUGUAAGCCGGCCGCGGACAAGGUGCAGCCCGAUGAUGGAAAAACUAUCAAGUAUUAUCAGUCUUGCAAUGGGUCUGUGGUCUCUGGGCAAGGUGUGGUGCAAUCCACCGGAAAGUGUGACUUGUCUGGAGGUAACACGGGGGUUGGGGGGAUGACAAUGCCCAUUGAAGAUGAGGAGGAUGAUGUCUCAGGCUCUGAUGGGGAAGUCAGUAAGAUAGAUUUUACAGGUGUAAACUUAAGGACCAAGAAAAAACGUGUAGUUGGAAGUGAAGACUCUCAGGAUGGCUUUGAUGAGCCAGAAAGACCCAUGUCAUGGGAGGGUGAGCUGUCUGAUGCAGAAAUGAGCAUUGUUACAGGAGCAUGUCUCAACAGUAAGCAGGACCAUGAAGAAACGUCAAUGGAAGGUGUGCAGAUCUGUGGUGUCAACAACAGUUCUUCACCAAGUCAUAGAGAAGAUAAUAAGCAUCCUUUGAAGUUUGGAGAGAGUGUGGUGGACAAGGUGUUGGAACAUGUGCGAUCAAAACAACUUCACCACCAUCCCCAGGCUGGACCAACAAAUAACAUCUUGCCACAGAACAGCACCACAGCGAGUGACUUGCCACUUUUGGUGGAUAAGCUGCUGGGUAAUGGUGGCUGUUACAAUACAACACCAUCUCACAGUCCAGUCUUGCAGCAGAGACAUAUGGGGCACCACCUCAAGCAUUCACACCACAGUGGUAACCAGGCAGUGCCACCAACUCCCAGCCCAGAUUCAGCCAUACAUUCUGCCUAUUCUUAUUCAUCCCCAGCUCAAAGUCCUGUGACAUCACGCCAUGGUAGCAGCCAUGGGUUACCAUCGUCAGGUUUUAGCUCACCAUACACACCAUCCUUGUCACGAAACAACUCAGAUGCAUCUCAGUAUGGAGGCUCACAACACAGUAGCUGCUAUAGCUAUUCAUCUGUAUCUGUGUCUCCAACACAGUUCUCUCCCACGCACUCUCCCAUCCAGUCGAGGCAUAUGCAUGGCCAUGGUGCUGUUGGGGCAGGUUUUCCCUCUCCUGUGAUGCCUCGGGGACCAGACUUCGGAUCCGGUCCGGGGAAUGCUGGGUCACCUCUUCAUAUGAUGGCAGGUGGGGCCAUAUAUGGAAGUGUAUCUGUUCCCAGGCCAGGGAUUGUUAAUGUUGGAGGCAAUGGAGAUGAGUGCUUGCAACAAGAAACUGCAGCAGCAGAUGCCAAUGAUGAGCGAGAAGGAAUUCUGGAUGAGAAGAUGUCUUCCCUAGCCGCAGAUUUGGUCCAACAUUCAGCACUAGCUGCUCCUCCUGGCAUUUCUAGGCAACAGCUCAUUAACAGUCCUUGCCCCAUAUGUGGGGAUAAGAUUUCUGGUUUCCAUUAUGGCAUCUUCUCUUGCGAGAGCUGUAAAGGAUUUUUUAAAAGAACUGUUCAGAAUCGCAAGAAUUAUGUCUGUCUGCGUGGAUCUUCUUGUCCUGUAACCAUUGCAACCCGCAAGAAGUGCCCGGCAUGCCGUUUUGAGAAAUGUCUUAAAAUGGGUAUGAAACUGGAAGCUAUUCGUGAAGAUAGAACUCGUGGUGGCCGCAGCACGUACCAGUGCUCAUACACAUUGCCUGCCAGCCUUGUGGCUGCACCUGGAAGUGAUACCUCCAGCCAUAAGUUGCUUGCCCCCUCUGGUGACCCCCAGGUAAAGCUGGAGGCUCCAGAUGUGGGGGUAGUAGCAGGGAGUAGUGGGAAUGGCAAUGGAGGAACGGUCCCUGUCAACUCUAGGCAUCUCGACAAACUUGCCAUCCCUCAAUUAUUGCAAGAAAUAAUGGAUGUGGAGCAUUUAUGGCAUUACAACGACCAGGAGAUGCAAAAAAUGACGGCUCAUGGAGGUAGUAAUAGCAGCAGCAGUAGCAGUAGCAGCAGCAGUAGUAGCAGCAGUAGCAGUAGUAGUAGCAGCAGUAGUAGCAGCAGCACAAGCAGCAAUGGCAGCAAUGGAAAUGGUAACUCAGAGGCCAGCAGCAAUAACUCGGAUUUUUUAUCAAACCUGUGCAACAUUGCCGACCACCGCCUCUACAGACUUGUGAAGUGGUGCAAAAGUCUACCACUCUUCAAGAAUAUAUCGAUUGAUGAUCAGAUCUCAUUACUGAUCAAUGCAUGGUGUGAGCUGCUGCUGUUCUCCUGUUGCUUUCGGUCUAUGUCAACACCUGGUGAAAUUCGCGUGAGUCUUGGCAAGUCCAUCUCCCUAGCCCAGGCUAGAGAUCUGGGACUUGGUGCCUGCAUUGAGCGAAUGCUCAACUUCACUGAACAUCUCCGCCGACUUCGUGUUGACAAAUAUGAGUAUGUUGCCAUGAAAGUCAUUGUACUUCUUACCUCAGAUGCAAGUGACUUGCGAGAGGCAGAGAAGGUACGUGCAUCUCAGGAAAAGGCUUUGCAGGCUUUGCAACAUUACACACUUGCUCACUAUCCCGAGAUUCCUUCCAAAUUUGGAGAAUUGUUGCUUCGGAUUCCUGAGUUGCAGAGGACAUGCCAGGUUGGUAAGGAGAUGCUAUCUAUAAAGAACAAGGAAGGUGAAGGUCCUAGCUUCAACUUGCUCAUGGAAUUGUUGAGAGGGGACCACUGAAAUGUGCCACAAGUUUUAAUGUGCCUUCACAUCCAAAUAUAGAAAAGGACAACAGCUGAGGCUUCAGGGUAGUUAAUGGUGGUGGUAUUCUGUGGUUGGCAGCAGCCACAUGUUAUGUUUCUUUUUAUAUGGAAGUAUGAAAAUGCUUUUAUUAUUAUUAUUAUUAUUAUUAUUAAUUAAAAUGUACUUAGCCCUUGAACUCAGCUUCUUUUCCAUUAUAAACAAUGGUACUAGCUACUUUCUUUAUAGAAAAGCAAAUCGAAAUGGUGCAGAACAUUCUGACAGAGGAACAAAUCGUUAUUAUGCAUAUUUUUAUUACGUUGUACUUUAUUAUUUGUAAAUAGUGUGAGUAUUGCGAUUUUUGUGAGUGUAUUGUGUAUGUGUACAAUUUUAAAAGAAUUUUUUUAUUGUUUUCCACUUUUUUGUAAGUACUCUUAUUAUGUGACUUUUUAAAAGAACAUAGAAUUUUAUAUAUUAUAAUCAUAAAACGUGAAAAAAUUCUGUUGUGUUGUGGGGUGUGAUGUCAUUGAAUGACCCACCACUGGCCGCUUUCAGAAAGCAGCUUAAAAUAAAUCUUGUUAAGAGUUAUUUCCAGCUUUCAUAAAAGCUUAUAAAAGUAAUAAAUGGAUAUUGCUGAAGAGGCUAUAUGCUAAAGGAUAAAGUGUAGGAGUGCUGUGGCAGCAUGCUAUACAGAACCCGAAACAGCCACUUUCUCGAUAUCAACAGUUCAUUCACUGAUAUAAAAUUGUUCUGGUAACAUGUGAGAAGACAUGUUGAGGUAGCUCUCAUGAUGAAGGUAGUUAUAUGGAAUGUAUGAAGUUAAGUGUAAGGGGUCUGAAACUCAUUUUAUCUGUUGGCCACAUUGCAGUGUGAAUGCUUAUUUGAAGGCUGCAUGACAUGAAGUAUCUGUGUUUAUGAGCUUGCAAACACUUUCUUCAAUCCAUGUUUACUGUAUGGUCACAACAUUAAUAAGUGUAUUUUGGCUUCCAUAAACAGAAACAGUAUAUAUGAGAUUAGAGAUUUUCACAGCAGCAAAGAUUCAUAUUGUGGGCUUCUAGGUUAUGGUACUGUAUAAUGUGAUAGGGGUAUCAGUAUUUUGGAGCAGCAUACUGCCUCCGCAUUUAGGGCACAAACGGAGGGAAUAUUUUCCUCUGAAAUAUACAUAAACACCUACCAGACUACUGGGUGUCACAGCACAGAAGAUCACAAUGUGGAAAGUCAGCAUAGCUCUUGCUUUCUUCUAGUGCAAGCAAUAAUCACAUGUGGGUUAUAUUAAUGUCAUUUUAAUUUCAUUUUCAAAUUCUGCCCGCAGUUAAGAUUUGUAUGCUUGAUUUCUGUGGGUUAUUAUCUGAGUAAUAUAAAUAAUAUAAUAAACUGCUUGAGUUUCAUCUCUAAUAAGUCACGAUUGGUGCCAUGGUUCUAACAGGCUAUGGAUGAAGUGAGACUUGGAUAACUCUACAGGAAAAAAAAUGUAGUACUUUUAAAAAUUGGGGGCACGCCGUAGCGUAGUUGGUUGAGGUACUAUGCUCUACAA
Molecule: messenger RNA, 5567 nt
Organism: Cryptotermes secundus
Lineage: Eukaryota; Metazoa; Arthropoda; Insecta; Blattodea; Kalotermitidae
Gene: Hr39
Product: nuclear hormone receptor FTZ-F1 beta
Exons: 16
Coding region: 989-4033 (1014 amino acids)
Biological process (GO): hormone-mediated signaling pathway; tissue development; regulation of transcription by RNA polymerase II
Cellular component (GO): RNA polymerase II transcription regulator complex
Molecular function (GO): RNA polymerase II cis-regulatory region sequence-specific DNA binding; nuclear receptor activity; zinc ion binding
Source: RefSeq, a predicted model, not a curated record